UAUCAUUAUGAAAGUUCUUGUAGCUCUUGGAGUCUUAUUGACUGCAGUUAGUGCGCUUCCUAUUGCGGAGCGUGUCGAUGGCGAGAAUGGCUGGUUUGUACCCCAGGAUGAUGGCAGUUUUGAGUGGAUGGACAAAAAGGAAGCAGAAGAGCUGUUGGACCAUAGUUCUCCCAUUGAGGGUCGUUCCAAUGAGGUCUCCUUCUAUCUAUACACCAGACUCAACCCAAUGGAAGGCGACGAAAUCAGACCCCAUGCAUCCUCCAUUCAAGAUUCGCAUUUCGACAAGAACCAUGGCACUCGUUUCGUUAUUCAUGGAUGGAAGGGACAGUAUACCGAUAGCAUGAAUGUGGACAUCACCAAGGCCUGGCUUUCAAGGGGAGACUUUAACGUGAUCGUUGUCAACUGGGCUCGUUCGCAAUCCGUGGACUAUGCCAUGUCGGUGCGAGCUGUUCCUGGAGCUGGAACCAAAGUGGGAGAGAUGAUCGAGUACCUCCACGACCAUCACGAUAUGUCUCUGGAUACUUUGAUUGUGAUUGGACACAGUUUGGGUGCCCAUGUGGCUGGCUAUGCAGGAAAGACAGUGGGGAAUAGGAGAAUUCACACAAUUGUGGGUCUGGAUCCUGCCCUGCCCCUUUUCAGCUUCGAUAAGCCGGACAAGCGUCUCUCCAGCGAUGAUGCCUUCUAUGUGGAGUCCAUCCAAACCAAUGGAGGAGUGAAGGGCUUCGUGAAGCCCAUCGGAAAGAGCACUUUCUACGUGAGUGGGGGAAGGAAGCAGCCCGGCUGCGGUGUAGAUAUCCAAGGAACCUGCUCCCACGCACGUUCCGUGCUCUACUACGCCGAGGCCAUCACGGCGGAUAGCUUUGGUUCCUACAAGUGCCAGGACUACCUGGCUGCCCUGGCCAACGAGUGUGGCAGCACCUACAGCAGCGUUCCCAUGGCCGCGGAUUCGAAUGCCAACAUGGCGGAGGGCUACUUCUACGUGCCCGUAAACAGCGAGGCUCCGUUCGGCAAAUUCUGAAUAGACACCGUUGCAAAAUAAAUAUCAGCUAAAAGAAUUCCCGAAAAAAA
Molecule: messenger RNA, 1068 nt
Organism: Drosophila elegans
Lineage: Eukaryota; Metazoa; Arthropoda; Insecta; Diptera; Drosophilidae
Product: phospholipase A1-like
Exons: 2
Coding region: 8-1018 (336 amino acids)
Biological process (GO): lipid metabolic process
Molecular function (GO): lipase activity
Source: RefSeq, a predicted model, not a curated record